Aspergillus nidulans FGSC A4 is the source of this 564-nucleotide messenger RNA. RefSeq lists its product as uncharacterized. The record is from RefSeq and is a predicted model, not a curated record. Lineage: Eukaryota; Fungi; Ascomycota; Eurotiomycetes; Eurotiales; Aspergillaceae. The coding region runs from base 1 to 564 and encodes 187 amino acids. The transcript has 3 exons.
AUGCCACCGUCAAAUGCAACGCAAAACAGCCAACCGGGCAAACUUGCAAGCCCCGUCAAACAUUACCACGAGAGACGCAGCUCAUUCGCUGUAGGAAUCUGGAUUCUUUCUAUCCUAGUUCUCGGCCUGGCUGCUGCAGUGGUUGCGAAAGCUCCUGCUAGCCCUCUGCGAUCUUCAGCUUCCUACAAUGUCGCAGUGGCAUCGCUCCAAUUUUUCCUCUUCUUCCUCGCCGGCUCAAAGCCGGUAUCGACAACCGAUGCACGGCCACCCAAGGCAGGGACUAUCACGCUAGUGAUUUCCACACUCAUCUGGGCCGCCGCCUUCCCCAUCAUGUUCAUCUUCGCUAGCGAGGAUGAUCGCUAUGCGGUGGUGGAUUUCGACAAGCGUGUUCUGGCUCUAGAUAUAGGGACGGGCGUUGUCAGUGGACUGGAGAACAUUACCUUGGCAUGCGGAGCUUUUGGAGCUUCGAUAUUCUUAUGUAUCAUAUUUCAGUGGUAUUAUACUGCCCAGCUAUACCGAGGCCACUUCACUCGCGACCAUAUUGAAGCGGCGUAUAACGACUAG